AUGUAUCCUCGCACGAUCAUUCACUCCGGUCAAUUCAGCCGUAUUGUGGAUCCAGAAUUCCCCAAGAGUCUCAGAAUCGGCACCGGACGCCUCAUUCCCAGAAGAUUCAAUCCUCCAAGUACAUGGGAUUCACCGCAAACGCUCUUCCCACCUACCCGCGGUCGUAACAAUACCUUGCCUGUGAAUCGCUUCAUCAACUCAACCGACCGCAGACAGUUCUUAAUCUACACCGGCGGCGCAAUUUCGGGAACUACCCAACAACACCCAGAAGGCAGCUGUGCCUUCGUCUUCCAGUCGCCAGACUGCGGGCCUGAUGGCUAUGCAAGCUUUGCUCUUGAGAGGGAAGGUCCCACUGGCCAAGCUCACCCUGGAACGAAAGUUCGAGCCGAGCUCCGCGCGGUCAUUGCAGCUCUUCGAUACAAAUACUGGAUAGAAGAGGGAUUCAACAGUCUCGUGAUCGCCACUGCCUCCGAAUACGUGGUUAAAGGCAUCACCGAAUGGGUGUCGGUGUGGCUCACAACCAGCUGGAGAACCAGUACAUGUGCUGAUGUCAAGAAUCGUGACCUUUGGGAAUGUCUGCUGGGCGAGAUUGAGGCGUGGGAUGAUGAGGGCAUGGAGGUUCGGUUCUGGGCUAUUCCAAGGGAGUGGAGCACGUGUGCUGACUCUCAUGCUAAAGAGGCUCGGCUCAAGAGGCCUCAUGAACAGUUUCAUGAUGUGUAG
Molecule: messenger RNA, 720 nt
Organism: Penicillium atrosanguineum
Lineage: Eukaryota; Fungi; Ascomycota; Eurotiomycetes; Eurotiales; Aspergillaceae
Exons: 1
Coding region: 1-720 (239 amino acids)
Molecular function (GO): nucleic acid binding; RNA-DNA hybrid ribonuclease activity
Source: RefSeq, a predicted model, not a curated record